Messenger RNA from Vicugna pacos (alpaca), 1036 nucleotides. Lineage: Eukaryota; Metazoa; Chordata; Mammalia; Artiodactyla; Camelidae. The record is from RefSeq and is a predicted model, not a curated record.
UUCGCCAGUAUUUUUGGUUGCUGCAGCUCUUUGCUUGGCAACCACUCUGGCUUCUGGUCCAGGGAUGGCCCCUGGGGUGGUCCCUGGGCUCUGUCCAGCAGACCCCCAACUCACAAUCAGGGGACUUUAAUUCUUUCACACAGGAGUCUGAGACUUUGCUUCUGUACCCGGACAUGGAGUCAAAUGGAGAGCUGCCUGCAGGGCCAUAUCAAGAUGUUGCUGUUCCAUGUCAAGUUCUGCAGGAGGCCCCAUCUCAGCCUCCAGAGAGCCCUGAGGAGGUGGAACCUUCUCCAGUCCAGGAGGGAGCUCCAUCUCAGCCUCCAAAGAGCCCCGAGGAGGUGGAACCUUCACUUGAGACGGAGGCCCAGGCUCAGCCUGCAGAGCAUCCUGAGGUGGUGGAACCUCCUCCAUUCCCUCAGGAGGCCCAGGCUCAGCCUGCAGAGUGCCCUGAGUAUGACUCUGCCCCACUCCAGCAAGAGGCCCCAGCACAAGUUCCAGGGUUCCCUGGUGAGAAUGUGCCUCAGUUUCCAGUGAGUGAUGAGGCAGCAGCUCGACCUGGAAGUAAGUAUCCAGCUCACUCCAACGCAUCCAGUGUUAGACUUAAACCGGUGGAUUUGGAACUUACGGUCACUCCACAGCCUACUAGGGAAGGCGAGUUUACCACAGCCCAGCAGGAGGCCCUGCCUCAGCCUCUUGAGUAUUCUGUGGAGGCAUAACCUUCUCCAACCCUGCAGGAUGCCACAGGUCUGCCUCCAGAGCCUCCUGAGGAAGCUGAGCCUUCUCUAGGUGGAGAGGGACAACUGGCUCAGCCUUAUGAGCCUAAUGGGGAAGUUGUACCCUUUUCAACCCAGCAGGAGAGCCCAGCUCAGCCCACAGAGCAUCCUGAGGUGGUGAAACCAGCCACCCAGCAGGAGAGCCCAGCUCAGUCUCCAGCAGAGAUAGAGCCUUCCACAACCCAGCAGGAACGCACAGGUCAGCGUCCAGAUUCUCCUGCUGAGGCCGAACCCUCGCCAGCUCAUUCUCAAGAGCCUGAUAU